Messenger RNA from Carassius gibelio (silver crucian carp), 5092 nucleotides. Its product is annotated as netrin receptor UNC5B-b. NCBI's taxonomy places the organism in Eukaryota, Metazoa, Chordata, Actinopteri, Cypriniformes, Cyprinidae. The record is from RefSeq and is a predicted model, not a curated record. Gene Ontology annotation, molecular function: netrin receptor activity; protein binding. Gene Ontology annotation, cellular component: membrane. Gene Ontology annotation, biological process: anterior/posterior axon guidance; netrin-activated signaling pathway.
GAUUACAGCGAAGUUCUCCCGGACUCAUUUCCAUCUGCCCCGGCCGAACCAUUGCCGGAGUUCCAGAGUGAGCCAGAGGAUGCCUUCAUAGUAAAAAACAGGCCUGUCAAACUUUCCUGCAAGGCUGCCCCAGCCACACAGAUAUACUUCAAAUGCAACGGAGAAUGGGUGAACCAGAAUGACCAUGUGACCAAGGAGAGUCUGGACCCUAUCACAGGUCUAGUAGUGAGAGAAGUAGAUAUCUCUGUCUCCCGGACGCAGGUCGAGGAGUUGUUUGGACUGGAGGACUAUUGGUGUCAGUGUGUUGCCUGGAGCUCGGCAGGCACCACAAAGAGCCGACGGGCUUAUGUCCGCAUCGCCUACUUAAGGAAGAACUUUGAACAGGAGCCACUUGGCAGGGAAGUGAGUCUGGAGCAGGAAGUCUUGUUGCAGUGUCGUCCACCAGAGGGCAUGCCGCCUGCUGAGGUGGACUGGCUGAAGAACGAAGAGCUCAUUGACCCAGCGCUGGAUUCUAACUUUCUAAUUACCAUCGAUCAUGACCUAAUCAUCAAGCAGGCUCGGCUCUCUGACACGGCUAACUACACCUGUGUGGCUCGCAAUGUGGUCGCUAGGCGACGCAGCAGCACUGCCACACUCAUCGUCUACGUGAGUGGGGGCUGGUCAUCCUGGACAGAGUGGUCAGAGUGCAAUGCUCAAUGUGGGCGGGGUUGGCAGCGGAGGACACGCAGUUGCACUAAUCCAGCACCGCUCAAUGGAGGAGCCUUCUGUGAUGGCCCACCAUUCCAGAGAGUCAGCUGCACCACCCUCUGUCCAGUGGACGGUGGCUGGACGGAAUGGGCCAAGUGGUCAGCGUGUGGGACAGAGUGCACACACUGGCGAAGCCGUGAAUGUCAGGCGCCCCCACCACGUAACGGAGGACGCCACUGCAGCGGCAGCAUGAUGGAGAGCAAGAACUGCACGGAGGGACUGUGUGCCCGCAAUAAAAAGGUUUCUAUUGAACAGGCAAACCAUCCUCUGGGCUCCGGCGCUGGUGUAGCGGUGUAUGCGGGUCUGGUGGGAGCAUUACUGCUGUGUGUGAUCCUCGUGCUGUGUGUGGGCAUCCUGGUGUAUCGCUGGAGCUGCCGCCAUCUUCACGGUGAAAUCACAGAUUCAUCCUCAGCCCUUACUGCUGCCUUCCACCCACGCAACUACAAACCGCCACGACAGGAUAAUCCACACCUACUGCAUCCGACAGCCCCUCCUGACCUCACAGCCAGUGCCGGAACCUUACGUGGACCGAUUUUCUCACUGAAGCAGGCCACCCUAGACUCUCAGCACAAGAUCCCCAUGACCACAUCUCCCCUGUUGGACCCACUUCCUAGCCUGAAGAUAAAGGUGUACAACUCCUCUACCAUGUCCUCUUUAGAGCUGCCGACAGGCCUGGGCUCUACUGACGGGGAGAUCAUGAGCCUGAAGACCGUGGGCUCUGGACCUAAAGACCACCACGGGCAUACCCUACCCAGGGAGCCGAGUCACAGUGCCAGCGCCACACUAGGCUACCUUGGUGGCCGUCUCACCAUCCCUAAUACAGGGGUGAGCCUUUUGGUUCCACCAGGGACAAUUCCUCAGGGCAAGUUCUACGAGAUGUAUCUCAUUAUCAACAAAUGGGAGAAAACGACGUUGCCAUCAGAUGGAAGUCAGACUGUAUUAAGUCCGGUGGUGAGCUGCGGACCCUCUGGCAUGCUGCUGAGCAGACCUGUGGUCCUAACUCUGCCUCACUGCGCCCAGCUAGAACCCCCAGACUGGACCCUCACCCUCAAAAUGCAGAACCAUCAAGGUGCCUGGGAGGAGGUGCUAACUGUAGGAGAGGAGAGUUUGUCAACACCAUGCUAUCUACAGGUGGAGGAGCAAAGCUGUCAUAUUCUGACGGAGCAGCUGGGGACAUAUGGUCUGGUGGGACAGUCGGCUCCCCCUCGGCCAGCCUGUAAGAGGCUGCAGUUGGCUCUUUUUGCUCCCCGGGCCCCGUGCCUCUCCUUAGACUACAGCCUGAGGGUCUAUUGCAUACAGGACACCCCACAUGCCCUUAAGGAGGUAUCAGAGGUUGAGCGAAGUCUGGGUGGGGUUUUACUAGAGGAUCCCAAACCCCUGCUCUUUAAGGACAGUUACCACAACCUGCGGCUAUCAAUCCAUGACAUUCCUCAUUCUCACUGGAGGAGUAAACUCCUGGCUAAGUAUCAGGAAAUCCCGUUCUACCACCUUUGGAGUGGGAGUCAGCGGCCGUUGCAUUGCACUUUCAGUCUGGAGAGAGGAAGUCUGCUGGUUUCCCAGCUCACCUGCAAGAUUUGUGUCAGACAGGUGGAGGGGGAGGGACAGAUAUUCCAGCUUAAUACUGACAUCCAAGAGACCUUGCCCCCUCACUCACCUCUGCCGGCAGGCGGUUCAUGUCCACCUUCGUCUCAAGUGGGCCCGUAUGCUUUCCGACUUCCCGUCUCCAUACGGCAUAAAAUCUGUGCCAGUCUGGAUGCCCCCAGCGCAAGAGGCUGUGACUGGAGAAUGCUGGCUUGCAAGCUGGACUUUGACAGGUAUCUGAACUAUUUUGCAACCAAACCCAGCCCCACAGGUGUGCUGCUAGACCUGUGGGAAGCUUGUCACCAGGGCGACGCAGACCUGGUCUCCCUGGCGACAGCUCUUGAAGACAUGGGCAAGAGUGAGGUCCUGGUUGUCAUGACGACGGAUGGAGAUUGCUGAUCAGCAAAUCAAAAAAGUGUGAAAGGGGGAUUUACUUGCCACUAAAUACCUAGCAUUAAUGCAAGCGGAUGGAAACUGUACUCUAGUACAUUGUUACAACUUGCCUUUUACCUCAGUUCCUUUGUGCUCAUGCAGAAUAUUCCAAGGAUCGCGACGCCUGUGAGCUGGGGUCAGGCGCUCUGGAUGAACUCUGAAUAAUACAUAUCAAAAGGUAGCAAAUGUGACGAUGCUGCAAUCAAGGAAGUCAGUGAAUUUGCUGGGACGGUUCCGUCAGCUCAUGAUUAAAUGAGAGUUGCAUCAUACUGAUACACACUGAUUCCCUGCAACACAUACAAAGUGUGAAAAUACAUGAUCAAACGCCAUUGAACAUCAAGCGCUGGCUUUGUUUCCUAGCGACUGCUAGAUGCUUAAAGACACUGAGAUUCUGUGUCUGGUUAAACAGCAGUGUGCCAAGCUCCUCAGGAAACAUGCUCACACACAAAUAAACAAGAGUAUAGAUGGAAACCUGGAUUAAAAGGCCAACCAGCAAGGAGCUAAGAUCAUCUGCACUAAUAUUAGCUUUCAUAAUGUUUUCACUUUGACUUUAGCUUGAAGCGUUAUUUUCUGUGUGUCUUUUGAAAUAGCAUACAGGAAUGAAUUUGUGUGUUCUCGUUAACAGAGGACCAAACUUUUUGCUGGAAUUGAAACUUUUUUUUUUCUCUUUCUCUGAUCAUACCUUCAUUAGCUUUCUUUAUCUGUCUUUUUUAUAUUCAAUCAAUCAUUUGUAACGCAGGAAAGCUUUCUGGUAAACUCGUAUUAGUUUCCUAUAGGGAACUGACUUUUUUAAGUUAUUAUCCCUAUUUGUGGAUCAUUGUUUUUCACUUUUCUGUUGGAAAAUGCCGUCAUGCAUUGUUUUUAAACUGCUGCAUCGUUGCAUUCACCUCUGAGUGGACUUAGGCAGGAUUGCAGUAUAAAUGUGCAUUUAAAGGUUUUGUGAUGAACUUCACAAUUAGAAGCUGAUUUUUUUUUUUUUUUGGUCAUUGAAAUGUAUGAAAUUGAAAUGUUACGCUGAGGUUAAAUGUGCUUUGAUCCUUCUCGGGAAAGCAUGCUGCAAAUAUGCUGCUCUUGUUAAAUUGGAUGAGAAUUGCGUGGAUGGCACAAAGCUCUUUUUGGGGGUUUGAUGCCAGUCGAGUCGGUCGUGCUGUUAUAUUAUAAAAUUAUAAAUAGUAGCCUUGAGAGGUGGCCUAAGUGCUCUGUUGAUUGCAGUAUGACCCACUUGCUCUUUAUUGUCUGUUUUGACUUUUAGGUUUUAAUGGGUUUCCCUCUACUAAGCCUGAAUGCCAUGUACCGCUUAUUAUCAGAAGUCAUAUAAUCAGUUGAAGUGGAUGUUGGUCCUUUUUCUUUUCUUGACUUUUUCUUCACAAGUGUUCAAAUGUAUGGCAACAAACAAAACAAAAAGAAAGUGCAGUAUCUGUCCAUGCCUGUAAAGGUGUGAAUUAAAUAACAGAGGUGUGUAUGUGUCUCUGUGUGUGUGUGUGUGUGUGUGUGUGUGUGUGUGUGUGUGUGUGAGAGAGAGAGAGAGAGAGAGAGAGAGAGAGAUGGCAUCAGAGAGCUUGUUUACUCCAACCUGUGAGUCAGUGUACAGGAUAUGAAUGAACAGGCUUCAUUACGUUUUAUUCCUCCUUUCCAUUAUAAGUACUAUGCAAGUGCACAACAAAAAGUGAAUCUGUGUCUAUGUCUUCUAUAUGAAAUAUGUGGAAUAGGAAUCUUGUUACUUUCCCUCUUCUGAUCACUGCUGUAACUUAAAACUGGACCUCUUCGGCCUCUCAGCUGUAAUUAAUGCAAACAAAACAUCUGUAAUUGUGGGUAAUGGUUCCAUGACCUCUGUGUCAUUCCACCUCAUUUGUUUAGGAAGCUUUUGGGCAGUCACUUGCACCCUCAAAAUGGACAACAACAAGAAGUUAGUUUGGAGGAUUAUUUUUAACUCUCUAUAUGAUGAAGACUGCAAGAAGAUUUAAAAUCACUGAUUUAUUCUGAGCUCUGAACCUUUUAAAUGGCUCUGAAAUGUCUCCAGUCAUCUUUUGGUCAAUGUUACAUGAAAAUGCCUUUGUGAACAUGUCACAUGUAAAGCUGAAUGGGCUUGGCUUCUCUCUGGAUGGUAGUUGCUAUUUAUGGACACUCAAGUGUGGCCGAAAAAAUUUUUUUUUUUCUUUUUUUACUCUUUUUUUCAGAUGUUAUUUUAUAUCAAAGAGGGUACAUACGAAGUCUUGAGUUUUGUUUUUAUGUAAUGCUGUAAAGUAAUACUGUACAUAAAUGUUUAGACUUCUUACUGUAACUAAAUAUAAUUUUUAUGCAAUAAAUUAUAUUUCAUAGUUUAACAAGAGAA